AGUCCGUCACCUUUUCCUCACUCCCAUAUCCCAAUCAUAUCCACUCCAAUCGACCAGUCAUAUCACACCCUUCCCCCUGACUGCUGAGCCGGUUUUACUCGGGGAACUGGGAUGCUAGUCUGGUCCCUCUUCCCUGUCAGAAACCGUCCGAGGAUUCCGCAAAUCCCGGCGGCAUGACCCCCAAAUCCUGGUAGACACCCUUCGCGCGUCCCAGCCGCGACAGUCCGUCAUUCUCGCACCUCCGUUCGUCGGUUGCUGACACCCCCCCUUCACCUUUCCCCGUUCUUGCAUUAAGUUAUUCGACUUUUAGAUGGCUAGGAUGAGUUUACCUACGUGGUACAACAAGGAUCAGAAUGGCGACUCGGAGCUCCGGUCUGCUUCUUCCCAGAAAGAGCGUAGCUCGUUCGCGAAGUUUUCGCCUGCUAGGAUGAUGGCAGAUGUUAAAUUCCCGGAGGUCAAAGUUCCUAGUGUUCGCAUACCUGACGUUAGACUCCUUCAAGUUAAGCGUUCGGAAGCUAAGAUGCCUGAACAGAAGAAUUCUGAUGUUGCCGAUAGUUCUCAGAUGUCAACCCUAGACUUCGUUUCCAAAGCCACGUCAGCAUUUCAAGUAGCCACGACGAAGGCUAAGCGAGCAUUCACCGAUUUAAGACGCGAUGCACCUUCUCCUUCUGAGGCUCCGGUUCCCUCGAGCCUUCCAACCUCCCCACCGACACCCCCCCAGCCUUCUCAUGGCUGGGGCUAUCCCUGGUUGCUCAAGGCGAGCCCUAAGACCAGCCAUUCGGGAGAACUCAGCAGAAGAGUCUCCGAGCUGUCAAAGGAACCCCAAAAGUUUCUCAUGGUGGGGGUAUCAGACGACCGCGCCGAGCACUACGUUAAUCUGGACAGCGCGUUGCUCUCCGCUCCCGCGAUUCUCGAGGCGGAUGAUCAGCUGAGCAGGAUCUUUACGGAAUUCGUGCCUCGUCUGGUUUCCGAGCGAGAAUUCUGGAAGCGGUACUUCUACGUGGUUGCUAAGGUGGAGCUCGAGUUGGAGCAUGAGGAAGACUGGGGUGCUGUAGACCCUUCUCCCCUCGGCUCGCCUGCCAGUGUGGGAUCGCACGGACGCCUCUUCUCCCUUCCCAUGUGGCAUCCCAAGGAACGGGACCUGAACGGCAGUACCUGCAGCACGACGACGAGCGUGUGCAGCUCAGGAAACGUGGAGCCGCCGAACAUCCCAUCAUCUGUGCUCCUGCGGAAUCUCGCCCAGGCUGUCAGCAACGCUGCUCCGUUUGCGACGCUCAAGGACCUGGUGGUGCACAACGGCAAGUGGCCGGGCACGGCACUUGCGCAGGCUGUUGGCGCUGGGAUUGGCCGCGCGUUCUCCCUCUCCUCCAUAUCGAAUCUACACGACGCUGACUCCACGGACGACAUGAUUCACAGGCUCCUGAGCGCAGGAGACGAAGCGGCCUUUGAUUGUGGAUGUGACACGUUCAGCGGCAUCAGCAAUGGCAACAAGCACUCACAGGAAAAUCCGAGCGAUGCCGCCUCCGUGGCAGCUACUGCGCUGGUGCAUUCGGUGCACGGGGCGUACGCUGACAGCUUCGUGGCGCAGGUUGCGGUGCUCAUGGCGGAGCUGCCGUCUGAGAAAGACAUGGCGCAGCUGUGGCUGGCGCUAGUGGAGCAGCUCAGGAGCCGGUGGAAGCAGGGGGUGCCAGUCCCCCACGUGGCGGCAGGAAAGGACGGGCCGGACCUGCGGCUGUGCGAGAUCAUGCAGCACCUGCAGGUGCUCAACUGCUGCAUCGCCAGGCAGCGCCGGAGAAAAGCCAUCGGGUUUGCGUGUAAACUCCCAGGAGGAGCAGCAGCAGCUGGAGUGGGUAGGGCAGGUAGCAGGAAGGUCAGGGAAUGUUUGUCAGAAGGCGCUGCUGCUGCUGCUGCUGAUGAUGAUGAUGGGAGCGGUGUGGGUGCAGCAGCAGCAACAGCAGCAGCGAGUAGCGAAGCUUCAGGCAGCUGUAACGUUCUAGGGAGAAGCGUGAGUCUAGGAGUAGGCAGGUGCCGAGACUCGGGCUUAGACGAGGCAGACGCCAGAAGCCGGAAGCAGGGCGGAGAUGAUAGUGCCUGCCUGGUACCGCCUGACGCGAGGGGGGAUGGUGGCACAGACUGUUGUGAUAUACGCAGGGACCAACCGGGGAGUCAAACAGCAGGCGACAGGGUUGUGGAGGUGUCUGGGGCUAUUAGAAGCGCAAGUGGGAAGGUGCGAGCUCAGGAUGGGACGGAUGCAGAGAAUGAUGACUUGGCAGCGGGGCCGUGCUGGAACAGGGACUGUCCAGGUCAGCAUCUCUUCCUCUGCGACACGUGCUCCCUGCCUUGCACGAAUCAUCACUCGUCAGACGAGUGCACGGACCAGGAACGCAGAGGAGAUAACUGCGCCCAUGCAGUCCACGCCUCUGACACCCCUUCGGCAGCAGGGACAAAAGGGACAGCAGCAGGGGCAGCAGCAGGAGCAGCAGCGGAGGCGGCAGCAGAGGCAGCAGCAGAGUAUCACCAGGACGCGUGCUAUGCAAGGGUGCAGUCAGGCAGGCGCGUGCUGAGGAGAGGGGUGAAGGAGCAGUCGAGGGGUCUGAGGCUCCUGGAGACAGGCGAGCCCAUGUGCAUCCCGAUGACCCAGGACGGGCCGCUCAUGACUGAGUCGAGUGUGCGGGAGAGUGAAGAGCUCAUCAUGAGGACCAAGAGCUUUGGGACUGGUCACAAGCAGCUCUUUUCUGACAUGCAAUCAUUCAAGGCCGCCAACCCUGGGUGUGUCCUGGAGGACUUUGUCCGCUGGUACUCGCCCCCUGACUGGUCGCCACUCCCACAGUCGCCCUCUGUCCACUCCGCCUCCGUCAACUCUCCUGCCAUACACUCUUCCUCUCGCCACUCGCCCUCUCUCCACUCUCCCACUGUCUUCAAUGCUAGAAGCGCUUCAGAAGCAGAGACCCCCUGCGCCUCCUCCUGUGCCUCCUCCGGUGCCUCCUCCUGUGCCCCAACCUGUGCCUCGUCGCAAGGCCGAGAGAGGGUGGGCCAGAUUGCAGGGUGUGCCGCAGGGGGAAGUAACGACUGUACACCCAAAAAGACAGGGUACCUCAGCGUGCGGAUGAAGGCUUCUGAUAACUUGUGGCAGCAGCUGUGGAAUAAAGCUCGCCCACUGCCCGUCGCUCUUCAGCCCCCCUUGGUGGACUACGAUUAUGCCGGGGAAAGGAGCCUCAACUGGCUGGAGAACAUGCCCCCGUCGCAUCUGUUUGGCGAGCUCUUCAACGUGCUGGUUGGCGUUGGCUUCUCCGCAGCGGCUUCAGCAUACCACGCUCCCAGAUCUACCUCUCUCACUGCAACUGCAAGCCAGGACGAUGGCUGGGUGCACGCAGACAAUAUCGAGGGAGAGGCAGGGGAGGAGGCGGAGGAGGAGGAGGAGGCAUGUGGGCAGGCAGCAGCGGAUUGGCACAUCAGUGCACGGGUGGCGGAGUGUUGCCGCUAUGUGGCUGGGGCGUGCACGAGAGGAAUGAGCGACGAGAAGAUGUCCGAUAUUUGCCUGGUAUACGAAAUGGUGGAGGACAUUGUUGUGGGGCCACACGCCAAGACCCAACUCCCCACCUCCACCGCCACCGCCUCCCAGGACGCCCAACCCGCCCCACUCAAGCCGUCCCUCCUGCAACAGUGGCAGCAGUGGCACUCCAAACCCUCCUCCAAAAACACCGAACAUACCCAUACACAAGACCAUACCCACACACAAGACCAAGACCACCACCCUUCUAACGAAUCUCACCUAGACGACCCCCAAGCCUGUUCUGACUCGGAGCCGUAUGACACGCGUAGCCUGUCUGAUGUUUCAUGCGGGACCGGUGGCUUUUCCCCCGAGCCUAGCACCUCCCCUCGCAUCCCUCACUCCUCCACCACUCCCGCUCGCAGAUUCUCCCUCCUGGGAGCGGGGUCCGGGUUCCCUAGCUUCCACUCUGCAAGCUUUCCCACAAGCCCCAUGUUUGGCUCCCUAGACCUCUCCUCCCUCAAUCACCACCACCACCAGCAGCAACCGCAGCAGCCACCCCAGCAGCAGCAACAGCAGCUUGAAGAAGAUGGUUCUGCUUGUCAGAAGGGUGCUGGAGACCCUGCGACUGCUCGUCUUUCCGCUUCGUCCAGUUUUGUCAACCGUGUGGCUGUGUGGGCGGGCCUGGGGGCUGCAGGGUGUGGGAAGGGUGUGGUGGGAGAGCAAGCGAGCACGAAUGACCAGCAGCAGCAGCAGCAGCAGCAGCAGCAGCAGCAGCAGCAGCAACAGGAGCAGCUAGAAGCAGAGAGACUCGUUAUCACAGUUUCUGUGAAUGGCGGUCUAGAAGCUGCUGCUGCCGCUGCCACAGCUGCCACAGCUGCAGCUGGUGCUGCUUGCCCUGCUGCAGAUGGCGCAACCUUUGGUGCUGCUGGUGCUGCUGAUGCUGCUGCUGAUGCUGCUGCUGAUGGUGCAGAGAACGGUGCUGCUGCUGAUGUGACUUGUUCGCACGUUCUAGAGGAACCUGAAGUGGAGGAUAGCGAUAGGGGCAAGUGCAGCAGACCAAUGACUGCGCCCGCUGCAGUGAGCUUUGGAGGGUUUGGGAAGGCUGAUGGCACAAGCAGCAGCAGCGAGCAGCAGCAGGCGCAGGGGGAGAGGAAAAAAGGUGGGAUUCUCGGGCUGCGAUAUGGCUGGGUUGUGGUCUAAUCUGGGGUGAAUCUGGAGGGUCUAGGAAGGUGGACGUGACAAGCAUCAGCGAGCAGCAGCAGCAGCAGCAACAGCAGCAACAGCAAGCAGCAGCAGCAGCAGCAGCAGCAGCAGGCGCAGGGAGAGAGGAAGAAAGCUGGGAUUCUCGGCCUGAGAUAUGGCUGGGUUGUGGUCUAAUAUGACGUGAACCUGGAGGGUCCGGGAAGGCAGAUGCGACAAUCAUCAGCAAGUAGCAUCAGGGGAAGCAGCAGCAGCAGCGAGCAGCAGGUGCGGGGGGGGAGGAACAGGUGGGAUUCUCGGCUGUGAUAUGCCUGGGUCGUGGUCUUAUCUGGGGUCAAGCUGGAGGGUCUGGGAAGGGGGAUGUGGCUAGAAACAGGGGCAGGAGAUGCAGGUGGAAGCAAGGUUGGAUACUUCUGCCUGCAAUAUUGAUGGGUUGAGUGGUGUGCUGGUCAAGCUGCCACAAUUUUGAAGUUCUGGUUGUGCGAGCAUUAAGUAUGGCUUGGCAGCACAUCUUGUAACAGUUACACAUACGUUACCGGUAACAGCAAUCAUGUUACCUUACGAACAACUGUCAUCUAGGAUGGUGUCGUGACAUUACAUUGUGUCAUUGUCAAUGAUGAAUAGCUUUAUUCGUGAUUUGCUGUAGAAGCAUUCAGGUAUAGUCCACACUUAUGA
Closterium sp. NIES-67 is the source of this 5368-nucleotide messenger RNA. Lineage: Eukaryota; Viridiplantae; Streptophyta; Zygnematophyceae; Desmidiales; Closteriaceae. The record is from the annotation of a GenBank genome assembly.